This is a messenger RNA of Daphnia pulicaria, 1116 nucleotides long. Its product is annotated as probable endochitinase. Gene Ontology annotation, molecular function: chitin binding. Bases 107 to 958 code for a protein of 283 amino acids. Gene Ontology annotation, cellular component: extracellular region. The transcript has 6 exons. Lineage: Eukaryota; Metazoa; Arthropoda; Branchiopoda; Diplostraca; Daphniidae. The record is from RefSeq and is a predicted model, not a curated record.
GUUGCUGGAUAUAAGAGAAGUUACCAGUCGGAGUUUCAAUUAGUGUCAUUGCAGUAUAGCUGAGCGCUUUAUACAAGUUAUACGCUCUCAUUAACCAACCAAAAAAAUGAACAAAUUGUCGUCCAUUCUUUUCGCCUUUGCUGCCCUCCAAUGUUCGUCCCUUGUCAACGCUGACAUCAAUUUAGGGGUCAGUGAUUUCCAGUGUCCACCAGGCCACAGUAUCUAUCCUCAUCCUCAACAAUGUGAGCUCUACUACACCUGCUACAACACAGAGCCGACUUAUCUGUGGCAGUGCAGAUCCAACUUGUUAUUUGACCUCGUCUACGACGGAUGCAAUUGGCCAGAACAGACCUACUGCGGAAAUCGUACUCGCCCGGACCAAAGUAUGGAAACAACUACGAAUAUUCAGUCAUCUGUACCCACGGUAGCCACACCUAAUAGCCCUAAGCCAAUCACAUGCCCCGAUGAUGGAUUUUAUCCAGCCUAUACCGAUAGCUGCAAUCCAGUUUUCUACACUUGCCUCGAUGGCUAUCCUUUUUCUACUAACUGCCCCUCCUACGGUGUUUUCGAGCCGGUGGCUAAGAAAUGCGUUUCGCCGAACAAUUCUGCCUGUCAAACCGCAACACCAACAUCUGGGACUAACCCGACAGUCAAAUCAACAACCCAGGGUGUUACAGUCACAUCGUGGUCAACCACCUCACCUGCGACUCCCCCUAAAACGACAACUGCCAAUACGACAACGGCCCAGACGACCCCACCCAAAACGACAACGACUGCUGGCGGCCAAUUCGUGUGUCCGGGAAGCGGCAACUAUCCAGAUCCUUCUUCGUGUUCACAUUACUACACUUGUGACAAUGGAAACGCCUACCAUUUCGCUUGUCCGUCUGGUCUGGUUUUCAAUUCGGUAACCGGCGUUUGCGACUGGCCUAGCAGUGUUCCCGGUUGCAGUGGCAAAUAAGGACGAUAUGCUCUUAAUAAAUCAAUAAUUUGAUGCUCAUCCGGCAGAUGGGCCAUUGCCUUAAGCUGGUGAGAUUGUCCAUCUUCCAGAAGUAUGAUUCAAUCUGUCUAUAUGCCUGCAUUGAUUUUACAGUGAUACAUUUAAAGCUUAAUAUGUGA